AUGGAGAAACUGCAACUGCGGCGUUCAGCUAUCGAAGGACGUCUAGGCUACGUCACUUCUCGAGUCCAAGCAAUGCAAAUUGCAACGGCUUGUGUGGAAGAUCUAGACGUAGAACUGGAUAGCCUACGAGAGCUCUGGCAGGACUUCAGGACAGUUCACGACAAAAUUCUCGAACAUUGCGUGGACGAAGAAUUAGAAGAACAUCUGGAAUACGAAAGGUCGAUCGAGACAAGCUACAACCGGACGAGAGCAACACUUCUCCAGUUCAAGCGUCUGAUCAACAACCGAAACGAAGCGUCUACGGCUACAUCGAACACCAAUACAUCAUUUCAAGAAUCAUCGAUAACUCCCGUGGUUCCCGAAUUGCAACUACCAAAGGGCAUUCUACCCAUCUUUUCGGGCGACUAUGGCGAAUGGACAUCGUUCUUUGAUCUCUUCAAGAGUUCUGUUGACCAAAACACGCGGCUCACAAAGGCACAGAAGUUGGUGUAUCUGAAGACGUACACUUUCGGGCGAGCAGCCGCUCUCUUGAGACACAUCAAAAUUGAAGACCGCAACUACGAAGGAGCGUUGGAGGUUUUGAAAAGGCGUUUCGAUCGGCAAGAUCAAAUUAUAAGUCAUCACAUUCAACGAUUCCUCGAUAUUCCUUCUUUCACCGUUGUUUCUGCAAGCAACCUGGCACGCUUGCACGAUACAGCAGACGACGUCAGACGUGCUCUUCAAGCCAUACAACGAGAGGAUUGA
Messenger RNA from Toxorhynchites rutilus septentrionalis, 744 nucleotides. RefSeq lists its product as uncharacterized. The transcript has a single exon. NCBI's taxonomy places the organism in Eukaryota, Metazoa, Arthropoda, Insecta, Diptera, Culicidae. The coding region runs from base 1 to 744 and encodes 247 amino acids. The record is from RefSeq and is a predicted model, not a curated record.